Messenger RNA from Auanema sp. JU1783, 582 nucleotides. NCBI's taxonomy places the organism in Eukaryota, Metazoa, Nematoda, Chromadorea, Rhabditida, Rhabditidae. The record is from the annotation of a GenBank genome assembly.
AUGGACGGAGCUGAUGAUUUGAGGGAUAAACCUGGCUUCUUUUCUAGAUUUUUCCACACCAUAGAAGUGAAGUAUCAGUAUUAUCUUGAUAAAUUAACUCCACUCGUAGCCGUACGAUGGGUGAUGGCCGUUUCUGCGAUUUUAUUCUUCUUACUCAGAAUAUUCUAUCUUCAGGGAUUUUAUAUUGUUUGUUAUGCAGUUGGAAUAUAUUACCUGAAUCUAUUCCUCCUAUUCUUAACUCCAUCGAUCGACCCUGCUUCUAACUUUGAUGAUGACGAUGAUGGCCCAGUUUUACCACAGAAAACAAACGAUGAAUUCCGUCCAUUCAUGAGACGAUUACCCGAGUUCAAAUUCUGGCAUUCAACUAUGAAGGCAACCAUAAUAGCCACUGCUUGCACCUUCUUCGAAUGUUUCAACGUCCCAGUGUUCUGGCCAAUUUUGGUUAUGUAUUUCAUCAUUCUGUUCUGUUUAACAAUGAAACGCCAAAUUAUGCAUAUGAUCAAGUAUAAAUAUAUUCCAUUUACCGUUGGUAAACCUCGUAGAGCCGGAAAGGAAGAUACCGGUAAAGUUGUUAUCGGGUAG